This is a messenger RNA of Dermacentor silvarum, 6177 nucleotides long. It is a transcript of the gene for, whose product is annotated as cGMP-dependent protein kinase 1. The record is from RefSeq and is a predicted model, not a curated record. Gene Ontology annotation, biological process: protein phosphorylation. The transcript has 18 exons. The coding region runs from base 16 to 2373 and encodes 785 amino acids. Lineage: Eukaryota; Metazoa; Arthropoda; Arachnida; Ixodida; Ixodidae. Gene Ontology annotation, molecular function: ATP binding; cGMP-dependent protein kinase activity.
ACGCGCGCUGGGAGAAUGCUCAGCGCCGUCCCCUCCUUGGCGGGUGCUCCGUUGGAGAGCGGCGGCAGCCGCGAAACGUCUUCGCGAGGUUCGCCGGCGGGCCGGCUGCCGCGGUGCCCACCGGCUGCCGCACGCCGUCAGCUGCGGUCAUCGUCGUCGCCCCGCGCGCGGCGCCGCCAGCAACAGCAGCAGCGUCUCGCUCAGGUGCCGCGGCGGCGCGGCCACUCGUCGGCGUCGUCCGGCUUGACGGCUUCGUUCUCCGGCUGGUCCACGUCGUGCGUCGUGCUCUCCCCGGCGUGCUUCGGCUGGACGCCUGGAUUGUCGCUGCUGCUCGACCAGACUCCGCCGUCCGCCAUCGACGCGCAGGUCCUCUGGAUUACCACCGCCGGUGGCGGCCGGAACGCAACGCUGGUGUUCGGCUGCCUGCACCGGGGCCGCGCCGCGUGCGAGCGUGCUCUGGCGUCGCUGGUCGCCGGGCUGCGCGCGCUGGCGGCCCUCCUGAAGAGCGUGCUACGCACGCUCGUCCGCUUCAGCUACGGCUACGGCGCCAAGGUGCGCGACGCCUGCGCGGCCAGGCUGCGGACCUGCCUCCUCCACCUGCGGAAGGCACGGUCCCGGGAGCUAAUUAAGCAAGCCAUUCAAGACAAUGACUUCAUGAAGAACCUAGAGACUGUGCAGAUCAAGGAGAUCACCGACUGCAUGUACCCAGUCGAGUAUGCCCAGGACAGCCUCAUCAUCAAGGAGGGCGAUGUCGGCUCUGUUGUUUACGUCAUGGAAGAGGGCAAAGUGGAGGUCACAAAGGAGAGCAAAUUUCUCUGCACCCUUGGGCCAGGCAAAGUGUUUGGUGAGCUGGCCAUCCUCUACAACUGCACGAGGACAGCUACAGUCAAAGCUAUCAGUGAUUGCAAGCUUUGGGCCAUUGAAAGGCAGUGCUUCCAGACCAUCAUGAUGAGGACAGGCCUGGUCAGGCAGUCUGAAUAUACUGAAUUUCUCAAGAGUGUGCCUACAUUCAGGAAACUUCCUGAGGAAACCCUUGUCAAAAUAUCUGAUGUUCUUGAAGAGACUACUUAUGAACAAGGUGACUACAUCAUCAGGCAAGGGGCUAGGGGUGACACUUUCUUCAUCAUCAGCAAAGGAACUGUCAAGGUAACCAGGAAAGCACCGGAGGAGGCAGGUAGCACAGGAGAGGAGAUCUUCAUCAGGACAUUGCACAGGGGAGACUUCUUUGGUGAAAAAGCGCUGCAAGGUGAAGAAUGUCGUACAGCCAACAUAAUCGCAGACGAUCCCGAGGGUGUGACAUGUCUAGUCAUCGACAGAGACUCCUUCAACCAGCUGAUGAGCAACAUUGAUGAGAUCAGAGGCAAGCAGUAUGACGAGGAUGUUGGUGCAAGGCAGAGGAUCAAUGAAGAGUUUGCAAACUUGAAGCUGAGUGAUCUCCGUGUGAUAGCCACACUGGGAGUUGGUGGCUUUGGCCGGGUUGAACUGGUACAAAGCAUGCAAGACCCGAUGCGUUCAUUUGCACUUAAGGUCAUGAAAAAGGCACAGAUUGUGGAGACAAGACAGCAGCAGCAUAUCAUGUCUGAGAAGAUGAUUCUCGAGGAAGCCAAUUGUGACUUCAUCAUAAAGUUGUACAAGACAUUCAAGGACAGAAAGUACCUGUACAUGCUGCUUGAGCCAUGUCUAGGUGGAGAGCUGUGGACCAUCCUUCGAGACCGUGGCAACUUUGAUGACAACACUACAAGGUUCUACACAGCUUGUGUUGUGGAGGCCUUUGACUACCUGCAUGCCAGGAACAUUAUUUACCGUGAUCUCAAGCCAGAGAACAUGCUGCUUGAUGUCCAAGGAUACAUCAAACUGGUGGACUUUGGCUUUGCCAAGAAGUUGGUGAAUGGGCGUAAGACGUGGACUUUCUGUGGCACACCUGAGUACGUUGCUCCUGAGGUGAUCUUGAACCGAGGGCAUGACAUCUCGGCAGACUACUGGUCCCUGGGAGUGCUCAUGUUUGAGCUGCUUACUGGCGCACCUCCAUUUACGGACCCUGAUUUCAUGAAGACCUACAACAUCAUCUUGAAAGGGAUUGAUGCUAUAGACUUCCCAAGGUGCAUCACACGCAAUGCAACAGCGCUUAUUAAGAAGUUGUGCAGGGACAACCCAAAUGAAAGGCUAGGCUAUGGUAAAGGAGGAAUCAGGGACAUUAUGAAACACAAGUGGUUCGAUGGAUUCAAUUGGGAAGGCCUCCAUACCAGAACAUUGAAGCCACCUAUAAUUCCACAGGUGCGGCAUAUGACAGACACGAGCAACUUUGACCGAUACCCACCAGACACGGAUGGUCCACCGCCUGAUGACAUGACAGGGUGGGAUGCCAACUUCUGAAACUUAAGACAGAAAGGACUCAGUUUUUCAAACCUUGUGUGUUUUUGCAAAUGGACUCUUUCUUGCCAACCGCCGGAAAAUCCAAGUGGGCCAGCCGCUACAGCCUCCAGUGCUUUUCGCCCGUUGUCCUUCUUCGGAAUCCGGUAAAAUAUGUGACCUACUUUCGGACAGAAACACAAGAGUGGUGCGUGCAGCUGCCGAAUGAUAGUGGUCCCCAGUGGAAAACACCCCGUUAAGAAGAGUGUCCUUCCCUACCGGGCACCUCACGACGUGUCACAAGAAGAGCCCCGACUCUAGUCUUUGAUGAUCGUGUCCAAAGACUGCGUCUUGUCUUUGCAUCUGGCUGUGGAAGUUGAUGCGUCGUGCUGUGGUGCUGUGAUGCCUGCUCCUCUGGCUUCGUUUACAACCGCGUUGUGACAAGUGUCAGUGAAGUGUGGCUCUGCUGCACAGUGGUGAUGAAAUGGAACGGCCAAUUUUGGAGCUUGUUACACUGGUUGAAUGGGUAGUCUUGUUUUGAAGACCAGUAGUAGAAGCUCUCAUUGCUGGUCAUUCUAUGAAUCAAACUGUAGAAGGUAUACAGAUGCAGCAAUAUUGGCAAUUUAGACCACAUGUGGGCAGCAGUAACUGCAGUGACUGCACCUAGCAGUUAAUGAUCACACAGAUCUGUUGUAUGCCACAAACUUUCACUAGCACUUCACUUUUGCGAUUUGGCCUGAAAGUGAAAAUAUGGAGUCAUAUUUGUGAGAAAACCAGCAACGUUGUUUCUAAAGUCUGAAUUGCUUGCUUUCCAAAUAUCCCCAUGAUUUUAACUUGGUUCUCACCAUUCUAUUUCACUAUCACUUUUUGUGCAGUGGGACUCACACCUGCAAUGAAGACAAAUUGUCUUCGCCAGUACAAAAUGAGUAACCUUAGAACUUUAGAGAGACUAGUGUUUGAACUGUGUGCUGUUAAGCCAUGUCUUCUUGUGGCAUGCAUGGUUUUGGUUUAAACUCAUUGUUCUGAUUUUAAAUUUUUAUAUAGCGACUGCCUGUUUACAUGAAACUGCAGCUCCUCCCUGUGCUAAUGGAUGAACUGGGGCAAAGAGAUGUUACAUAUGGCAAAGAGCAUUUUUUUUUUUUUUUUUUUGUAUGGCAAGGCUUGUGCAAAAUGUGACUAUUUGUGAAAGGGUCAACUGAAGUAGAAGUGAAAAGCACACAGCACAAGAGUCAAAUUUAAAUAUGUUGUUUCACACUUCUGAAUAGUGAUUUAGAUGGUUGCUCUAUGAGUGCUUUUGCAUACUAUGCCAAAACUUUGGUUAUUUUUGGCCCUAAUAGUUAGCUUGUUUAUGAAGUGUUGAGAAUAGCCUUUCUGUACUAUGCAAUAAGCUGUCUGUCUGUUAUUGUGCUUCUCCUGUUGUAUGUUGACAGUAACUUAGAACUUAAAUGCCAUUUUUUCGUUGGUCUUGUUAGUAAGAAUGCAGAUUUUACAAGCUGUGUGGAUUCUAUGACUUUGGCAUUAUUGAGUCUAAUCAGCCUGUAUUUGAAUAGUGACUGCUUCAGAAUGUUGAGAAUGUGCCACAAAGAUAAUGUUUCCUUAUGUGUAAUCACCAUAGCUGUGUCUCUUGGAAUCCCGUUAUACAAAUGUUAUGGUUGUUUUUAUACUUAGUGGCUCAUGCAUGCACUGCACAUAGCAAAAGUUGUAUGUGGUUCAAAGUCCAUUGGUUCAGAAAGAAUAUGGAAUCACUUUCACAACUGCUUUCUUAAGCACAUGCAGUGUGGACAGCAUUGAAAGGCAAGGAGGCUUAGGCAAAUAGAGACUUACAUGUGGACUACCUUCCAAGUCGUCUUUCUACUUCUAAGAAUCAUUGAUUUUCAAUGUGGAGACUGCAUUUUUGGUGGAUUUACAAAUGAAAUCGGAUCUAACCUGCUCAGCUGGCACAUUAAAACUUAUAUGUGUGAAGCAUAAUGGAAACAGAAAUAUAUGAGAAGUCCAGUAAGGGCAUGGGCUGAGUUUCUUUGAAGAGACUUUAAAAUCAGAAAGGUCUUACAUGUGCAUUGCAAUACAAGGUGUGCAACACAACCACUGUGUUGAUGGCUUCUUGUUAGUUCUUGUUAUCAGUGCCGUAUGUUUUUUUUAAUGAAUUAUGUGAUUAUGUGCACAGUCAAUAAUGAUAACAGACCACUUAUCUUUACAUGUAGAAUAGUCGAAAGAAUCUGUACCGAAUGUGUGAAUUACACAAUACCGUUCAUCAUACUUCUGCUGGCAUAAUGUACGAGCAUAAGGCAGUGCAUUAUGUAUGUAUCAUUAAGUAUUCUGUAAAUGGGUACUUUCAGAAAAGAUUAACUGGACCUUGUCAAAAAUGUUUAAUAUUCACUCUGCACCACUGCUUUGGAGGUAUGUGUGAUUGAUAAAGAAGACUGGGCUUGAAGGGCAGUGAAAGGUGUCGGUGUUUCUCUAUGUAAUAUUAUUUUUACACCAGCUUGCUCAAGUUUUCAAACACAGAAGUAAAAAUAUCCAUCUGUUGAGCCUUUGCCAUCUGUUUUUCAACAUCUUCGUGCCAAAAGCAAAGAUUUUGCCUUUCAAUAUACUGAAAAACUCCUUUGCAACGAUUAUUGAGUGAAGAACGUGCUGUGCAUUGUCUGUCAAAUGCAAAUUUUUGCCCACGUGAUUUGUGGUGCCUGAAUGCAUCAGCCAUAUGUGUUUUUUUUUUUUUCCUGUUUUGUUUUGUUGUUUUUUUGUUCACUUUACAGUGAAUGCAAUAAUCGGUGCAUGUAAGCAAGGUAGUUAAUGUUAUAUAUAAAAAUACCAAGCUUUAUCUCAGUUUUAGCGCAAUAUUAAGCUUUAUUGUUUUGUUGUUGUACAGAGCAGUACAUUUUUGUGCAUGUUAUAACUAGGACACCCUUUAUAGGGCUUAAAAAAUUAUUUUGUUCUAUUCAUGUUCUUGACAUGCACAUUAGCAAAAUGGGCUUGGUGUCACUGCUGUAUCCUUCAUAGCAGUGACAAUAAGCACUCUGUCUGAAUAAUGGCAUUGUUAGGGGACAAACUAAGCCUCAUAGAUAAUAAAAGAGGCGUGGAAGUUUUGAACUGUCACAUCAUGCUGGUAGACUGAUGUUUCCUAUGCAAAGCAUCCAGUUAAGAAGAAAAUAUUGUGAUAAAAGUGUCACUGCUCUCUUGCCAGUAAGCCCUUUCGAACAUGUGGACCAUCAGCCUGCUGGUGUGAUGUCAUCGUUUUAUUUCUGUUUUAAGAUUGUCAGCUAUCUUGGACAUACUGAGAGAAAAUCAGGCACAUGGCCUCCUCCCCUUUAAAUGUUUCUAGCCAUCUUGUAAAUUGCCCUAUUUUCCACUCUCCCAAGGGUAAAGCACAGCUAACUGCUGCAAAAGCCCUCAUCCCUUAAGAUAUUUCUGGCUGCACCACUCUUAGCAGGCACAAUUAAGUGUGCUGCAGCACUUGACAGUCUCUUUUUUUUUUUUCUUUCUGUCUAGCUUACGACAUGCUGUUUAAACUUUCCUUCCAGCUCAUUUUCUUUUUCUCUUCUUCGUCUUCUUUUUUUAGCGUUAGUGAAAAAGAAGGAAGAAAUCCAGAAGAACUUGCGAAAUGAUGAAUUAAAGCUUUGCUGUUGUGCACGUUUAUAGAAACAUGUCUUCCAUGUGGAGGCUGUUCAAUAAGUGUGCAACCAUGUUUCUUUUAUCUACGGCUAGCUUGACUUUCAGGGAAGCUGUGAAAUAAUCUUUACUGAACAUGUGCCAGGAGAACCGGUGUAAUGUGCAAGUGUUUUAUGUGACACCAACUUAGGAGGUAAAUAAAGGAUUCAUAUUUUGCUGCCA